Molecule: messenger RNA, 5764 nt
Organism: Salmo salar (Atlantic salmon)
Lineage: Eukaryota; Metazoa; Chordata; Actinopteri; Salmoniformes; Salmonidae
Product: calsyntenin-2
Biological process (GO): positive regulation of synaptic transmission; positive regulation of synapse assembly; homophilic cell-cell adhesion
Cellular component (GO): postsynaptic membrane; cell surface
Molecular function (GO): calcium ion binding
Source: RefSeq, a predicted model, not a curated record
GUAGAAUUCCAGUCCCGGGGCGCACUGAAAUCUGUGCCCGUCCCUCCCAAUAUCAAAACCUCAGCCAGCCACGUCAAAGCACCGCUCCACCACCUAGUAGGACUGCCACUCUUCUCUGUCUCUCUCGCAGUCAGCGUCAGUUCCCCGCUAACCUCGCACUGAGAAGGUGUGUCGAACAAAUAUCGCAAGAAAGUAAGGGAUAUCAAGUGAAGGAGAGAGAGAUAGGUCGUCUUGUCUUGGUUCUCCCGUCAUGAAGAUGCUUGGAGUGCCAUUUGCCCUGGUUUGGGUGGUUUUCGGGCUGUCCUGCAUUCUCGCUGGAAAAGUGAACAAACACAAGCCGUGGAUCGAGACGUCGUACCAUGGGGUGAUCACGGAGAACAUGGACACCGUCCUGCUGGACCCUCCCUUGGUGGCCUUGGACAAGGACGCCCCUGUCCCUUACGCAGGGGAGAUCUGUGCGUUUAUGAUCCAUGGGCAGGAGGCUCCGUUCGAGGCGGUGGUCCUAAACAAGACAUCAGGGGAGGGGGUCCUGAGGGCCAAGGGCCUGGUGGACUGUGAGACCCAAAAGGAGUACACCUUCCUCAUCCAGGCCUACGACUGUGGGGCCGGGGCCAACGGGGUCAGCUGGAAGAAGUCACACAAGGCGGUGGUUCACAUCCAGGUGGAUGAUGUGAAUGAGUUCUCUCCUGUGUUCCGGGAAGCCAUAUACCACGCCGCGGUAACGGAGGGGAAGAUCUACGACAGCAUCCUGCAGGUGGAGGCCUGGGACCAGGACUGUUCCCCGCAGUACAGCCAGAUCUGCAACUACGACAUCGUCACCUCCGACACGCCCUUCGCCAUUGACCGCAAUGGCAACAUCAGAAACACGGAGCGUCUGAGCUACGACAAGCAGCUGCGCUACAAGAUCAUGGUGACCGCCUUCGACUGCGGCCAGAAGAGGGCGACGGAGAGUGUGGCGGUGCACAUCGAUGUCAAGCCCGUCUGCAAACCUGGCUGGCAAGGUUGGAACAAACGAAUGGACUAUGAGCCCGGAACAGGAAGCAAGCAACUGUUUCCCAAGAUGCACCUUGAGACUUGUGACGGCCCGCUGUCGGCGGUGAGAGCCAUGGUGGAGCUGCAGACCAGCCACAUUGGGAAGGGCUGCGACCGAGAGACCUACUCUGAGAAGUCCCUACAGAAACUCUGUGGUGCGGCGUCUGGCAGCACGGACCUGCUCCCCGCCCCCGCAGCUUCCACCAAUUGGACGGCCUCGCUGCUGACAGACAGUGGGCGGGAUAGCGACCUUAUCUUCCGCUUCGACGGGCGGCAGGCCUCCAACGUGCCGGAGCAGGUGGUUCCACAGAACCUGACUGACCAGUUCACCAUCGCCACGUGGAUGAAGCAUGGGCCCAGCCCCGGUCUGAGGGCUGAGAAGGAGACCUUGCUCUGCAACUCUGACAAGACCGAGAUGAACCGGCACCACUACUCCUUGUACGUCCACAACUGCCGUCUGGUUUUCCUGCUCAGGAGAGACUUCACCCAGGUUGACACCUUCCGCCCUGCAGAGUUCCACUGGAAACUGGAGCAGAUCUGUGAUAAGGAGUGGCACUACUACGUGAUCAACGUGGAGUUCCCUGCCGUGACGCUCUUCGUAGAUGGCGUAACCUACGAACCCUACCUGGUGACCGACGAUUGGCCCAUCCAUCCCUCAUCAAUUGACACCCAGCUGACAGUGGGUGCCUGCUGGCAAGGUGGUGAGGUGUCCACCCCGCGGUUCACCCAGUACUUCCGGGGCAGUCUGUCAGGUCUGACCAUCCGGCCAGGCAAGAUAGAGACCCAGAAGGUCAUUUCCUGUCUACAGGCCUGUAAGGAAGGACUGGACAUCAACUCACUGGAGAGCCUGGGCAAGGAUAUCAAGUUUCACUUUAACCCAGCCCAGUCGGUGCUGGUGAUGGAGGGAGAGGACCUGGAGAGUGUCAACACAGCCAUGGGCAAGGUCUCCUACAUCAACUCACGCCAGUUCCCCACAGCAGGCCUCAGACGGCUACACAUCACCACCACCGUACAGUGUUUCGGGGAGGACAUAUGCAUCUCCAUCCCAGACAUUAAGGCAGUAGUAAUAGUCCUGCCACCCAGCGAGCCACGGAUCACCAUCGCUGGUUCAGAUCGACUCGUCAAGCCUUCCUCCGACCUGCGUGGAGCCACGGGCGUGGCACCCUUCAAGGAGCUGCGCAUCACCAGCACUGUAACCAAGAGCGACGGUGUGCCGUUCAGCGCAGGUACAGUCCACAGGCCUGGUGUUCUGGAGGUUAUGCACAACCUGGAUUACUGUGAUGUCCUGGUGAUCGGAGAGGAGCUCAAUCCAGAGCAUGAGAGUCUGGAGAUUCACCACAGCUCCCUAAUAGGGAAACACCUGGAUGCCACAAACUCCACCUCAGGCAUCUCCAUAUAUGGUGUGGACUCCAUGGCCCACUAUGAGGAGGCCCUCAGGCAGGUGCGCUAUAGGAACUGGCGCCCGGCGACCCUGACUAACAGGAGGUUCAGGCUCACCUGCUCCGAGCUCAACGGCCGCUACACCAGCAACGAGUUCAAUCUGGAGAUUAGUGUCCUCCACAACUCAGCACCCGUAGAGCAUGUCAAUCACAUGGCUGUCCAAUCCCAGUACAUGCGGCCUGUGCAUCAUCCACUGAUGGUGCACACUCUCAAUUCCCACAUCUCAGGCACCCCUCCAGCUGCCACGGUGGUGAUUGUGAUCUGUAUCGCCGCCCUGGUGGUCAUAGUGGUGCUGGGCAUCUACAGGCUCCACAGUACCCACCUGGACGGGUCCAAGAGGGAGGAGGACGGGGCCAAGGACCCAAAGAUGGACUGGGACGACUCCACCCUCACCAUCACAGUCAACCCUAUGGAGGCGGUGGAAGAGGUGGUAAGAGACGAAGAGGAAGAUGAUGAGGAUGAAGAAGAAGAGGACGAUGAGCAGGCAGGUGACAUGAGUGCAGAGUCAGGCGACAGUGAUGAAACUGAGGAGGAAGAGGAGGAGGAUGAGAGGGAAGUGAAGAAGGAGGGAAAGCAGAAGAGCAAGCUGGAAUGGGAUAGCUCCUCGAUAACGUAUUGAUCUGUCACGCAUGUACACACACCUACAUAUUAUACAGAAUCUGCAGUCACAAUCAUUUGUGAAAAGGGCACAUUUUUUAAUGAAAUGUUGCCCUCUUCUGGUCAAACUAAGGCAUUACAACCAAAAAGGUUGACUAGCCAUAAGCAAUUGUCCACUUCUCUUGCCAGUGGAGCAGAUUUCUCCCAUUUUGGUGUAACUGCACGAUCCUAUUUAAGACUGCCAUUGACAACACAAUAGGGCCAAUUGAAAAUUUGCACAAGCACAUUUCCACCUUAUAUCCAAUGGCUUGUUCAUCUGUGCUGAAUUAUUUCCGGGUUUGGACACAAAAGAUUGGACACCACAUUUUCCCCCGUUAUCUAUCUCAAUUGCUUUUUGUUAAGCUCUUGGAAAUUUGUUCAUUGUAUGUCCGCUCUUUAGCAUUAAUACAAAUUGUUGAAUUUUUUUGCAAUUUUAAUACUGUACUUUAAAGUAUUUUUUUUUGCAUUAGAUUAUGAGAUUAUAUUUUAUUCAUUUUAAAUCUUGGAAAUGUUUAUUUUACGUCUUCUGAAAGACAGACUAACAAAUUGUCAUUAACAGAGGUAUAAGAGAGGAUGUAUUUACAAAACAAAUUUUGAACAUUUUGAUAGAUUCUCCUUUUUUUCUGUCUGCCUGGUUCUUUUUCUUGAACAUAUGAAAAAGAGAGAAAAGUUCCUGUAUGUUUUUAUAAAUCCCUCGUAACGUGUAUAUAGCAGGUAGCAUAGCUGAACUAUAAUUCACCUUGUCUCCCACCUACCUUUCCUCAAACUGUAUGUCCAAAUUUGCUUGCAUCAGGGGCAUUUUGAGUAGUCAAGUUGCCCCUGACCACAUAUUUAGACUCAAAUGACCUUCCCUCAAUCCUAACUUUAAACAUUUGGAGGGAAAAUGGACAACUGACCCUAGAUUAGUGCUUGAGGGUGACUUUAACGCUCAUGGUCAUUUCUAUCUCUGUGUUUGCUGUUGACUUGUGUCCCUGCUUGUGUCAACCUACUUCUGAGGCUGAGAUGAGGGUAUGAGAGUAGGCACUUAAAGGGAUAGUUCACCCAAUAAUCAAACUUUCAUACAUGAAGAAUUAUCUCAAGUCCAUGCCAUAUGUUGUUUAAAUCACGCAAUAUGCACAUGUAAGCGUCUGACAAACAAAUGUUGGGGUAAACUCCCUUUAGUCACCACCAGAGGGGAACAUCAGUCAAAAUUCCGAUUAUUGUCUUGACAGGUUAGCAUUUUCAGCCUGGGCAGAGACAACUUGUCACAUUGGGCGCGUUCGAGCGGAUCACUUUUGUCAAGUCGGUGCGUUGGUCACCGCCUUUCAACGUGUGUUGCAUUAUGAGAAUAAAAAUUGUCUGACUUGCGCCUACAUGUCGCCUGCAUUAACUUUACAAAAAUCAUGUGAUCAAAAGGUAAUGAAGUUUCUGCAGUUGCUCUUCAUCAACUUCAUCCUGCAGCAAUCGCCUGCAUUGUGGGAGGCUCUUGUCAACCAAUCAUUAGGGUGUUUUUGUUUAACCCACGAGAAAGUGACUCAAACAUGAUAUAUACAAAUGAAUGCGAUAUUUUAGGCUCUCAGUAAUUGAUUGUAGCCUACAAUGUACACACAUAUGAUUUCAGUUUGAGUGAUAUGGGGGUUGGAGAUGUUUAUUUUGACAAACUUUUAUAAACAAGGCAACACUGCCAUGUUAAAUCUGAGCUUUGCUGUUUGAAAACCACAUUAGUGUCCAACUUUCGGCUGUCGCAGUUUCUCCUCCCACGACUUCAUUCCUCGACUUUCAUCUACAGUCAGUUGCUUUAGCCUUACCACUCAAACACGCCCAUUAUCUUUGGGCACAUCUCAAUGGGCUAAAGUGGCUUCCUCUCCUUGUUUUCUUUCCUUCACCUGCCAUUAAAAACACAGGUAAGGUGAAAGUAAACUGGUGGGUGCCAUUGCCUACCAGAAUUCUGCUUCCACCUGCCCAUUUCAUGUCCAGACAGAUUAAGGAAAGGAGUCAAAGAGACUGAGUAUUGAGAUACACCCCUUAUGUUUUUCUAUGACAGGCCACCUCUGUCAGAAGUCCCACUGUAAAAAAACUGAAACGAUUGAUCCUCUCGCUCCUUCUCUGGUCGCCUAUAACAUGUCUGCUGUAGCUGAAUCUAGCCAACUCCUUGUUUCUGACCCCUUGUAUUUCCCAGAAUGCCACUCUAAACACUGCAUCCGUUACAUGUUUAUGUCUGUAGCAGUGGUUAGAACUCUUCCCCCUCUCGGCCUUAACGCCUGUGGUUGUAAUGUUAUCAUUGUGAGACGCGUCUACCAUUGCCUUGUUUCACCCCAUCUUUAUACCAUGGGAGAAUCUCAAUUGCACACUCCUCACAUCCUCUGUCCUCGCCUCCUUAAAACCCAUUGGAUGAGAAAGCCAGAGGUCCUGCCCCUCUGACCUUCUCCUCCAAUGGGUUUUGAGAAGGCGGCUAGCGAGAACGUGAGAAGUAGGCAAUUGAAAUUCUCACCAUGCGUGUCAUAGAGGAGUACAAAUAAACUGUUUUGCAUAUAAACCCUUUAAAAACAGUUCAAGACAGUUAUUUUAUAUAUGAUUAUUUUUGUUUUGUUUUGUAAAUGUUUGGGGUUGCUUUCUCUUUGGUGGUAAUGGCAGCACUUUCUGUACAUUGACCAAUAAAGACUUGUUUUAGAAUCUA